This is a messenger RNA of Oryzias melastigma (Indian medaka), 1400 nucleotides long. Its product is annotated as annexin A2. The transcript is spliced from 13 exons. The record is from RefSeq and is a predicted model, not a curated record. Bases 143 to 1159 code for a protein of 338 amino acids. Gene Ontology annotation, molecular function: cytoskeletal protein binding; calcium ion binding; calcium-dependent phospholipid binding. Gene Ontology annotation, cellular component: cytoplasm. Lineage: Eukaryota; Metazoa; Chordata; Actinopteri; Beloniformes; Adrianichthyidae.
CCUGAUGUGUAAAAGUCUGCCGUGAGUCAUGAGCGUCUAUAAAGAACACACCCUGCUCUGUUCGGGGUCAUAACGGAGCUGCUGCUCGCCGCUUCUCUGCUCGCCGCUUCUCUGCUCGCCGCUUCUCUGAAGGACGAUCGUCAUGGCGAUGGUAUCAGAGUUCCUGGGUCAGCUGACGCUGGCGUACGGAGGGGAACCUGAGCCCAAAUAUCCCACCGUGGUGCCGGUAAGGGACUUCGACCCGACUCAGGACGCUACCAGAAUCGAGGGAGCCAUUAAAACUAAAGGAGUGGAUGAACAAACCAUCAUCGACAUCCUGACCAGGAGAAGCUGCCAGCAGCGCCGGGAGAUCGCCUUUGAGUACGAGCGGAUCGCCAAAAAGGAUCUGAGCUCCGCCCUGAAGGGGGCACUCUCUGGCUCCCUGGAGGCUCUGAUGUUGGGUCUGAUGAAGAGCACCGCCCAGUACGACGCCUCUGAGCUCAGAGCCUCAAUGAAGGGACUGGGAACUGAUGAGGAAGCUCUGAUCGAGAUCGUCUGCUCCAGGAGUCCAGAGGAACUGAUGGAGAUCAAGAGGGAGUACAGAGAGAUGUUUAAGAAGGAGAUGGAGAAAGACAUCGCAGGAGACACUUCAGGGAACUUCGCCAAACUGCUGCUGGCGCUGGUUCAGACCAGAAGAGACAAUCCGUCCAACGUUGUGGAUUAUCAGAAGAUUGAUGACGACGCCAGAUCUCUGUACGAAGCCGGCGUGAAGAGGAAAGGAACGGAUGUGACCACCUGGAUCUCCAUCAUGUCACAGCGGAGCGUCCCACAUCUGCAGAAAGUGUUUGAGAGAUACAAGAGCUACAGUCCCUACGACAUCAAGGAGAGCAUCAAGAAGGAGGUGAAGGGAGAUCUGGAGAAGUCCUUCCUCACUCUGGUGGAAUGCUUUGAGAACCGGCAGCUUUACUUUGCCAACAGACUCAACGACGCCAUGAAGAGUAAAGGAGCCAAGGAGAAGGUGGUGACCAGGAUCAUGGCGUCCCGCUGUGAGGUGGACCUGAUGAAGAUCAGAACAGAGUUCAAGCGCCACCAUAGGAGGUCGCUGUACCAGACCAUAGCGGAACACACUAAAGGAGACUACCAGAAGGCUCUGCUCAGCCUGUGUGGAGGAGACGACUGAGGCUUCAGACUCCGUUUCCCAGCAUUCACUGGGAUCGCUCCACCGUCUCAGUUUAAUAAGAGGGUGUAGUGUGGGAUCAUGGGCACCAGGGGGCAGCAGAGUCCGCCUCUGUCUGCAGAGCAGCAGGUAAACUCCAAAGACUUCAGAUGGUUUCCUGCAGAAGAAACAUGAACGCUUCAAAUCUGUCAAACUACGGAACAAACUCGUGUUCUGUGACGAAAAUAAAAGUCCUAAAAUGAAA